Molecule: messenger RNA, 1404 nt
Organism: Solenopsis invicta (red fire ant)
Lineage: Eukaryota; Metazoa; Arthropoda; Insecta; Hymenoptera; Formicidae
Gene: ND-39
Product: NADH dehydrogenase [ubiquinone] 1 alpha subcomplex subunit 9, mitochondrial
Exons: 7
Coding region: 65-1279 (404 amino acids)
Cellular component (GO): mitochondrion
Molecular function (GO): protein-containing complex binding
Source: RefSeq, a predicted model, not a curated record
AAGUGACAGCAUUAGUUGAUCGCAUCAACGAAUUCCGCUCAGUCCAUAUGGAUGGCCGAGAAAGAUGGCCGCCUUGAUUCCGAGGUAUACUCUACAAGCAGCAAGAAAGCAGACAACAUGCAUCGCGGCGGUCGCGGUGCAGGCGAAUCAUUACUCGUCGGAGCCGCGAAUCAUCAAGAAUCCAACUACCGCUUCUUUAAAGAAGGGCACAGGUGGCCGUAGCUCCUUCAAUGGGAUAGUAUGCACGCUGUUCGGCUCAACUGGAUUCGUUGGGCGCUAUUUGUGCAAUCGCCUUGGCAAGAUUGGUACUCAGUUGGUGCUGCCAUACAGAGGUGACAUGUAUAACUGCUUGCCUCUGAAGCUCUGCGGAGACCUGGGGCAAGUCCUGUUUCAUCCGUUUCAUCUACGCGACGACGAAUCAAUAAGAAAAUGUAUCAAGUACUCCAAUGUCGUUAUCAAUCUAAUUGGUCGAGAUUGGGAAACUAGAAACUUCACUUUUCAUGAGGUGAAUGUUGAGGGAGCCAGGAGAAUUGCCAGACUAUGCAAAGAAGCCAAUAUCGAACACUUUAUUCAUGUGUCUGCCUUAAAUGUGGGUGAUGAAUUGGAGUCACAUAUAUUGAAGGACGGUUCUCAGUACCUUCGUACAAAAUGGGAAGGCGAAUGUGCAGUGCGAGAAGAAUUUCCUGAGGCUACAAUAAUUCGGCCCUCAGAUAUAUGGGGUCAAGAGGACCGAUUUUUACGUUUGUACUGUGGCAUAAUGAGACAUCAUUUUAGAACUGUACCAAUGUGGGAAAAAGGUGAAAAAACAGAAAAGCAGCCAGUGGCUGUAUACGACGUCGCCAAAGGUAUUACAGCUAUUGCAAAAGAUCCUAAACACACGGCUGGCAAAACUUACCAGUUUGUCGGGCCGAAUCGUUAUAAACUAUCUGAAUUAAUAGACUGGUUUCAUCGGAUACGGAUACGCGAUCCAGUCGAAGACGGUUACAGGAGAUUUGAUUUGAAAUACGCUCCGCUUUUUAAACUUAAAGUUUCUUUGAACGAAUUAAUAAGUACUGCACAUCCAUUAGGAUACUUGAGCUGGGAACAUUUAGAAAGGGAAACGAUAUCUGAUAAAAUAUCAAAUGAAUUGCCAACUCUAGAAGAUCUUGGCAUCGAUUUAACGACAAUGGAAUCAAGAAUGCACUGGGAACUGAAACCGUGGCGUAAAGAUCAUCAAUAUAUGGAGAGUGUUGGCGAAUACGAUCCUGUUCCGAAUCCACCAAUCGUUGCAAUGCAUUAAAUACUUUCUAACAAUGCGUUAGAUUAAUAUAUAGAAUGUAAUAUGUACUCUGUUAAAGUGAUACUUGCUGUAAAGAGUAUGUUGUUAAUUAAAUAUCGCGGUCUUAAGAAGAUCUUAAAAAAAUA